UAGCGUUUGUAUAAUGUAUAAAUUCUCAAGGUUGAUGUUUGAUGUCCCUCUGACCCUAUAGUUUUUACUUUCUGUUGUGGUGUUUAUUUUUUAGUUUGGAAGCGUGUUUUUAAGAUUCAUACUGGACGACGUCUCCUAAUAGCUCGAUUAGAACAUAGAAACUAUUCAAUAUGUCUCGUCUACUGAGAAGAAUUCUUGAUUUUGGAAGUCAUACUGGAUUCAAAUCAAAGAUAAAAUGGUCAGCAUCAUCAUUAGAUGGUUAUCAACAACAACGUAACUUGAAUCUUCACGAAUAUCUUAGUAUGGAUUUAUUAAAAAAUGAAGGCGUUAAAGUACCAAAUUUUGGUGUUGCUUCAAAUUCAACAGAAGCAGAACAAAUAGCACAAAAGUUAGGAGGAAAAGAUUUUAUUUUAAAAGCACAAGUAUUGGCAGGAGGGCGUGGAAAGGGACAUUUUGACAAUGGACUAAAAGGUGGUGUUCAAAAAGUUUUUUCACCAAAAGAAGCUAGUGAAAUGGCAUCUAGAAUGAUAGGUGGAAUGCUAAUAACAAAACAGACAGGUUCUAAAGGACAGCUUUGUGAAAAAGUUAUGAUAACUGAAAGGCUUUAUCCAAGAAGAGAAUUUUAUUUUGCAAUUGCUUUGGAACGUGAAUAUGGGGGACCUGUAAUAAUAGCUAGUGCCCAAGGCGGUGUUAAUAUUGAAGAAGUGGCUAAAGAGAAUCCUAAUGCUAUUAUAAAAGAGCCAAUAGAUAUUAUGACUGGUACAAAUAAAGAACAAUUAUAUAAAGUUGCAAAAGAGCUUGGUUUUUCAGACAAUUGUUUAGAUCAAGCUGUGGAGAUGAUGGAAAUAUUGUAUAAAACAUUUUUAAAAUAUGAUUCGGUUAUGAUAGAAAUUAAUCCAAUGAUUGAAGAUGCCUCAGGAACAGUUUAUUGUCUUGAUGCAAAAUGCAGAUUUGAUGACAAUGCUGGGUUUAGGCAUGAAGACUUAUUUAAAUUAAAAGAUUGGUCUCAAGUAGAUGCUAGAGAGAAGCAAGCUCUAAAAUUUAAUUUGAAUUACAUUCCUCUAGAUGGAGAUAUUGGUUGUUUAGUGAAUGGAGCAGGAUUAGCUAUGGCAACAAUGGAUAUAAUCAAGUUACAUGGUGGUAAUCCUGCUAACUUUUUAGAUGUUGGAGGUGGAGCAACAGUUGAUCAAGUAACAGAAGCUUUCAAAUUAAUCACUGCUGAUCCAAAGGUUCAAGCUAUUUUAGUGAAUAUAUUUGGAGGCAUUAUGAGGUGUGACAUAAUUGCAGAAGGAAUCAUUGCAGCUGCUGAGUUAUUAGAUCUUAAAAUACCAAUAGUGUGUAGAUUACAAGGCACACAAGUUGAUGAUGCUAAAGCACUGAUUGCCCAUAGUAAAUUGAAAAUUCUUGCUUGUGAAGAUCUGGAUGAAGCUGCAAAAAUAGUAGUCAAGUUAUCUACAAUAGUGGGUCUAGCCCGGUCUGCAGCAGUUGACGUGAAAUUUGAGCUUCCCCUGUAAAUUAAGAUAUUUCCCUGUGUAAUUUCAUCCCAGUAGUUAUUGUUAUUCAAAUGAAAUUAUUUUACAUGCUAAUAUAUAUUAGAAAAAAAUAUGUAAUAAAUGAGUGUUUGUAAAAUAUAC
Molecule: messenger RNA, 1634 nt
Organism: Centruroides sculpturatus (bark scorpion)
Lineage: Eukaryota; Metazoa; Arthropoda; Arachnida; Scorpiones; Buthidae
Gene: ScsbetaA
Product: succinate--CoA ligase [ADP-forming] subunit beta, mitochondrial-like
Exons: 11
Coding region: 171-1514 (447 amino acids)
Biological process (GO): succinyl-CoA metabolic process; tricarboxylic acid cycle
Cellular component (GO): mitochondrion; succinate-CoA ligase complex
Molecular function (GO): ATP binding; succinate-CoA ligase (ADP-forming) activity; metal ion binding
Source: RefSeq, a predicted model, not a curated record